GGAGGAGGCGGGGUUGACAGACGCAUUUCUCGGGGUUCAGGAGUCGGCUCGGCUAACUGAAUAGGUAAAUGGAAUAGCCAAGAACUUUUCGGCAAAUGGGGUCAACUUUUCGGAGUGGGUGUGAACUGCCAGGAGGCAGCCACUCAGCCUGAUCUGUUUCCGGUGUCUCGCAUUUGCUGAGCCGCCGUCCUAUUUCCUAAAGCCUGGUCCGGGGUGUGUGCGUGGAGAACAACAGCUGUUCAUGCUUCCUUUACCGGGAACUCUUGUGACCAUUAGCCUCCCAUAGCUUUACGUGUACAUCCUUGCACCUCAAGAAGAAAUGGCUUGCGCUGAGUAUUCUUUUCACGUGCCAAGUCUUGAGGAGCUUGUUGGAGUUCUGCAGAAGGGCCUCAAAGAUAACUUUGCUGAUGUCCAGGUGUCUGUGGUCGAUUGCCCUGAUUUGACUAAGGAGCCAUUUACCUUUCCUGUAAAAGGCAUCUGUGGGAAAACUAGAAUUGCAGAAGUAGGAGGUGUGCCUUACUUAUUGCCUCUUACAAAUAAAGAAAAAGUUUAUGAUGUAAAUAAGAUUGCAAAAGACAUUAAGCUUCCUGGAGCUUUUAUUCUCGGAGCAGGAGCAGGCCCAUUUCAGACUGUUGGGUUCAACUGUGAGUUUAUGCCAAUUAUUCAAACAGAAAGUGAACACAAAUCUCCAGUAAAUGGAAGUUACUUUGCCCAUGUUAACCCUGCAGAUGGAGGGUGCCUGCUCGAGAAAUACAGUGAGAAAUAUCAUGAUUUUGGGUGUGCAUUACUGGCUAAUCUUUUUGCCAGUGAGGGCCAACCUGGAAAGGUCAUUGAGGUGAAAGCCAAAAGAAGAACUGGAAAACUUAACUUUGUGACUUGUAUGAGACAGACUCUUGAAAAACAUUAUGGAGAUAAGCCUGUAGGGAUGGGAGGUACUUUCGUAAUUCAGAAGGGAAAAGUGAAGACUCACAUAAUGCCCACAGAAUUUUCUUCCUGCCCUUUGAACUCUGAUGAGGAGGUGAAUAAAUGGUUGCACUUUUAUGAGAUGAAAGCUCCUUUGGUUUGUCUGCCAGUUUUUGUCUCCAGAGACCCAGGGUUUGAUUUGCGAUUGGAGCACACCCAUUGUUUCAGUCAUCAUGGAGAAGGUGGACACUACCAUUAUGACACUACCCCAGACACAGUGGAAUAUCUUGGAUACUUCUUGCCUGCAGAGUUUCUGUAUCGCAUUGAUCAACCAAAAGAGACCCAUUCAAUUGGGCGAGAUUAAAUCAAAUGAAAAAGACAUAAUUAAGGUUAAGUAAUCAACUCAUUGAUUGAUACUAAUAUAAAAUCCAAUAGAAAUGAUCUCACGACUUAAAUCCCAUUGUUUUGGCCAUUAACUGAAAGGUAUGUUGACCUCUGUACUCUGUAUUAUCUGAUAUAUCUUAGAGAUUAUUGGGAACCAACAUACAUAAUGAAAAUGUUCAUUUUUUUACUCUUUAUUCACAGCAAAAUCAGUCUUAUGUUUAUACCUUAAAUAUAACACGAUCAGGAAUCACGUGAUUAUACCUACUAUCUACCGGUAAUAACUUAUAUUUGUAUAACAUUAUUAAAUUUUUCAAAAUA
Lynx canadensis (Canada lynx) is the source of this 1605-nucleotide messenger RNA. It is a transcript of the gene BKGD, whose product is annotated as chromosome D1 C11orf54 homolog. Gene Ontology annotation, cellular component: nucleus. The transcript is spliced from 9 exons. The record is from RefSeq and is a predicted model, not a curated record. Lineage: Eukaryota; Metazoa; Chordata; Mammalia; Carnivora; Felidae. The coding region runs from base 320 to 1267 and encodes 315 amino acids. Gene Ontology annotation, molecular function: hydrolase activity, acting on ester bonds; zinc ion binding.